Messenger RNA from Acaromyces ingoldii, 1052 nucleotides. RefSeq lists its product as hypothetical. The coding region runs from base 203 to 1030 and encodes 275 amino acids. The transcript has 3 exons. NCBI's taxonomy places the organism in Eukaryota, Fungi, Basidiomycota, Exobasidiomycetes, Exobasidiales, Cryptobasidiaceae. The record is from RefSeq and is a predicted model, not a curated record.
UGUUGAUCACGGUGUGGUGGGACAAGAGAAGUCGACAACCUUCAUCUGGCUGGCUCGUGCAUUGUCCAAGGUCGUGUCUUCCCCCUACUCAGCGGACGUAUUUCUCAUCCACAGGCGCUCAAUUGCUCUCCAGUCUUCAACCUCUCCUGCCUGCUCAGCUAAGAUUUCUGUUUCUCCUGUCGACGUCUAGUCUGUGAUCACAAUGCCCGACAUCACAGGGCCCCCAGCAAAGAAGCGAGCCGUCAACAUUCCUCCAGUAAGCCCGAAUCCAAUUGAAGAAGACAUCAAACCUUUCAUCAAGCUAGAGCCCGAAGACAUCAAACCCAUCAUCAUCAAAAGGGAAGAAGAUUAUGUCAGUCCAUUCAUCAAGCAAGAGAAAGAGUAUUUCAAGCCAUCCAUCGAAAGGGAACAGAUGCCACCACCACCAUCGCCAGCGCUGACGCCGCCCGUCACGCCACGAAAAGCCCGCGCCUGGUACAAGGGUCGAGCAUCGCAGUAUCCCUUUCCUUCGCCUAGGCAUGCGCGCACUCCGAGCCAGCGCAGCACCUCUUCUGCAUCCCGUAGAGGCCGCCAUGCGUCGGCCUCGUCCAGCAGAACCACGACAUCCGGCACAUCAUGCCCGCCAUCGCCGUUCUCGUCACGCACAAUAAGUCGAGCAUCCUCCUUGGGGCAGAACCUGACGCCCACUUCGGCAGGUAGGAGGCGCAACAGCAUGGGUAUAGGUAGCGAACAAGACGGCGAGGGAGAAGACGACGGCUUUGAAAUUGUCGGCACAAGGCGAGCCAGCGUCGCCGCGAACCUGUUCCACAACACCCUCACCGAUGCCAACGAUGGACUCAUCUUUGGUGGGCCAUCAACACGCCCCUCCGGCCCACUGAAAUUGACGCUUGAGCUGAGGCUGCAAGGACAAGUCCUCGAUUCGUCGCCGCCCAUUGCUCUUCAGAACGAGUCCGAGAGGCCCAGAAACGUCCAAGCGAAGCUACAUCAAUUCCUUCUGGCACUCACCAGGGAUGCACGACGAGGGCAAUGAGACGAUGUGUCCAAGCGAUCAG